Molecule: messenger RNA, 685 nt
Organism: Anastrepha obliqua
Lineage: Eukaryota; Metazoa; Arthropoda; Insecta; Diptera; Tephritidae
Exons: 2
Coding region: 13-609 (198 amino acids)
Source: RefSeq, a predicted model, not a curated record
GCGCCGAAUAACAUGAAGUUGCUGGUGAUAUUUGCUGCUGCACUGCUAUGUGUACAAGCCGUUCAAUUGCCAUACCUAAUCUAUAGUGUGCCCGACUCCAGUUCAUUGGAUUCCAGUGAGGAGACAAACAACCCACUUCCUUCUACCACUAGUCAACGUCCGCCAGGCCUGCCGGGUAUUAAUGUGAUUAACCGGCCUGGUUCGUCUGAGUCCAAUGAGGAUGAAUACCGUAUACUUUUACCUACUAAUGGCGAACGCUUAGCAAGUCUACCGGGUAUUGGUGUGAUCAAUCAGCCUGUUUUUCAGGCGGUCAAAGUGAAGGUGCCACGCUAUGGAAACGCAUUGAUCAGACAACAUCUUUUAGCUCAAGCUUUAGCUGCACGUGGCAUAAACCCGCAAUAUCUUGCGCCGCAACCUUUAACAAGACGUCCAACUAACGUGGAACAGAAUCAAGUUUUGCUGAUACGCGCACAGCGUCAAGCGCCAGUUACACCGGCUGUGGAUGAAGGGAUAUCAGAAGCUACUACGGUAGCUGGUGAUGUGGUAACGGACGUGCCAGCGGCUGCACCCGUCGUGUCCACAGUUCCUGUUGACUCGAAAUCAACUUAAAAAUGUGUGCUUUUAAAUGCUGUCGGUUGUCGGAGGUUGAGGAGGCAAGGCGAAUUCAUUAAAGGUGUUAACACUG